Messenger RNA from Sorex araneus (European shrew), 759 nucleotides. RefSeq names its product granzyme B-like. The record is from RefSeq and is a predicted model, not a curated record. NCBI's taxonomy places the organism in Eukaryota, Metazoa, Chordata, Mammalia, Eulipotyphla, Soricidae. Gene Ontology annotation, cellular component: intracellular membrane-bounded organelle; cytoplasm. The transcript has 5 exons. Gene Ontology annotation, biological process: proteolysis. The coding region runs from base 10 to 759 and encodes 249 amino acids. Gene Ontology annotation, molecular function: serine-type endopeptidase activity.
CCUGGGAAGAUGCUCCUGCUCUGUGUCCUGCUGAGCACCGCCCUGUCCCCCAGAACUGAGGCAGGGGAGAUCAUCGGGGGACACGAGGCCAAGCCCCACUCCAGACCCUACAUGGCCUAUCUGCAGUACUUUAAAGAGAAAUCUUAUAAGCUAGCCCGGUGUGGUGGUUUCCUGAUCCGAAAGGAUGUGGUGAUGACGGCUGCUCACUGUCAUGGCAGCAUGAUGAAUGUGACCCUGGGCGCCCACAACAUCAAACAGAAGGAGGAGACUCAGCAGGUGAUUCCCGUAGGCGAAGCCAUCCCUCACCCAAAGUAUGAUAAAAAGUACUUCUCUAACGACAUCAUGUUGCUGAAGCUCAAGAGUAAGGCCAAGAUGACUAAGAACGUGAAGCUCCUCAAACUUCCUCGGUCCAGGAACAAGCUGCGGCCAGGCCUGGUGUGCAGUGCGGCUGGCUGGGGGAGGAUGGAGCCGACGGGAAAGUUUUCCGAGAAGCUGCAGGAGGUGGAGCUGGAGGUGCAGGCAGAUGAGAAGUGUGAACUCAGGUUUAAAGACUACUACAAACCUGACACUCAGCUGUGCGUGGGGAAUCCCAAGACAGAAAAGGCCAUAUUUAAGGGAGACUCCGGGGGCCCCCUCGUGUGCAAGAAUGUGGCCCAGGGCAUCGUCUCCUAUGGUAAGAAAUAUGGAUUACCACCUCAGGUCUACACCAGAAUCUCCAGUUUCAUGCCCUGGAUAAAGAGCACUCUGAGAAAGAUGUAA